Rhinolophus ferrumequinum (greater horseshoe bat) is the source of this 1654-nucleotide messenger RNA. RefSeq names its product GON7 subunit of KEOPS complex (gene GON7). The record is from RefSeq and is a predicted model, not a curated record. The transcript is spliced from 2 exons. Gene Ontology annotation, cellular component: EKC/KEOPS complex. Lineage: Eukaryota; Metazoa; Chordata; Mammalia; Chiroptera; Rhinolophidae. The coding region runs from base 108 to 500 and encodes 130 amino acids.
ACGAACGGAAGUCACUCCUCUCCCUUCUCCCGCCUGCGCCCCGCGCGGGCUGCUUUCCGCUUCCGGUGGUACUUCCCUGUAGCGCGUCUGGAAGCGCAGUGGUUGCCAUGGAGCUGUUGGGCGAGUACGUCGGGCCGGACGGACAACGGCAGCAGCUGGAGGUGCCCUGUGAGUCGCCGGGCGACGCCGACCCUUUUCAGAGUCUGUUGUCCGGCGUAGCCCAGAUGAGGGAGCUGGUGGCUGAGCAUUUCGGCCCCCUGGUACAGCGGGAAGCUCAGGACCGGGUGGCGGCGGCUCCGGACGAGGCCUUGGACGUUUCUGUGCAUCAAGAAUCUGGGAGUGACUUCACUAGCAGUUCUGGCCCUCGGAUAGACUGCAGCAGAGGUGUCGGCCAGGACUGUGGCCAUCUCUUGGGAGAUCUUCUGACCUCACCCACAGGGGCUUCUCCACGUGACACGCAGCUGAUUCCCACUGGAGGCAAGCAAGCCAAGAGGGAGUGAGAGAACACCCCAUACAGAAGCUACAGGUUUUUCAUCAUCUUAUCUCAAAAGUGACAUCCCAUUACUUCUGUCGUAUUCUAGUCAUUAGAAGCAAGUCAAUAAAUCCAGCCUAUACUCAAAGGAAAGAGAUUACACAAGGAAUUCCAGGAGGCAGACUCACUGGGGACCAUCUGAGAGGCCUGCGCAUGACAGCUGUUACUGUUUUUUUUACAUAUACAGAGAACGAGUCUAUAGCUUCAUUACUUCUUUUUUUUUUCCCCUUUAUUCAAUGAGCAUUUAUUGAUAGCCACAUGUAACAGACACUGGGAAUAAUUCAUUACUUCUUUAUGUUUUACCUUUAAGUGGUCAAAUUCCUCUAUUAGAUCCAGGUUAGAAGAAAAAAAAAGUCCUCCAUUGUAUUCCUGAUCACUAAUUUAACUUUUAUAUGUAUCAGAGUGAUAAACACAGGCUGUUCUUUGUCCAUUCUACAGACUGCCAUGGGCCCUUGUAGGUUUUACAACCAACAUAUGUUCAUUCGGCUUCUUAGAAUACAGGCGUAAUUACCUCCUCAGGGUCCCUCUGCUCCAAGCAGUAAAUGCCCAUCUGCUUCUCACUUUCCAGUUCCCUCUGAUCUCACCUCCCUCCCCUUUGAGUGCCCUUUAAGGAGAAGCAGUAACCCACAGGCCCGACCCAACCACCUUCCUAGGAGUGGGAAGAAGACUUACCUUGUCUUCUUCUAGCUUCUAGCUUCAACCAGCUUCUGGCUUCUCAGAAACUAUGCCUUCAUUAUGCAACGAAAGCUUUUAAAAUGUGCAUUUCUUUUAUCUAAUGUGUGCCAUUUAUAGAAAUACAUCCUAAGAAACUAAGUAUAUUCACAAACAAUGCGUUCCCCAUGCAGUGCUUUUUAUCAUUGUGGAAAAAAGGGAAACUAUAGAAAUGCCUAAUAAUAAGUGAUAGGUUGAGUAAAUUUUGCCAUGCCCAAAGGGCUAUAAACUUUGUAGCCAUUAAAACAAAAUUGUACUGGGUGGAACCUAUCUAUGCAAUCGCUGUUUUUGUAAGCCCAAACUGGUUGCAUUUUGAUAAUCUCAGAUCCUUCAACCUAAUGGAAGGAUAUUUUUGGUAUACAAAUAAGUUUACAACCUACUAUUGAGUGAAAAAUGCAGAGUACAACAAUA